CUUCUGUUCUGUCUAUGUGACCUGCACUGACUUUUUCAGGAUCAAGAAUCAUGCAUUACUUCCUGCUGGGAUCUUCAGUCAUGGCGCUGAUUUACCUCUCAGCUGAAGGAAAUAUCCACGUGUUCCAGAAGCCACGAUUUGUUGGUGUGAAGACAGGUCAGACUGUAAAAAUAUACUGUGUGCCGUCGAGUCUGUCUUUGCCGGCUCAUGUAGAGUGGUUCAAAGGCCAGUCUUACAAAGACCAACUCAAGAACAGCCAAAAAAUAACGAUAACGGAGAAGAGUGAUAAAUUAAAUGCCUCCAUUACCAUAAAGAAAGUGGAGAUUGAGGACAGGGGCACUUACUUUUGCAAGCUGAACGGCAUGCUUGGACCGGGAACUGAGCUACAAGUGAGCAGAUACAGUGAACCCCAGGCUAUCUUUAUGAGAUCGAGAGUCAAGGAUGCUAUCAUUUUCAUUCAGGCUCUACUGUUGAUUUUGUGCAUUGUCGUUCCUCUGGUUCAGAUUUACAAACUGCUAGAAUAA
Molecule: messenger RNA, 524 nt
Organism: Sinocyclocheilus grahami
Lineage: Eukaryota; Metazoa; Chordata; Actinopteri; Cypriniformes; Cyprinidae
Product: B-cell antigen receptor complex-associated protein beta chain
Exons: 4
Coding region: 51-524 (157 amino acids)
Biological process (GO): B cell receptor signaling pathway; B cell differentiation
Cellular component (GO): B cell receptor complex; external side of plasma membrane
Source: RefSeq, a predicted model, not a curated record